This is a messenger RNA of Rhopalosiphum maidis (corn leaf aphid), 5596 nucleotides long. Its product is annotated as galactosylgalactosylxylosylprotein 3-beta-glucuronosyltransferase P-like. Gene Ontology annotation, biological process: chondroitin sulfate proteoglycan biosynthetic process; carbohydrate metabolic process. The coding region runs from base 715 to 1803 and encodes 362 amino acids. Gene Ontology annotation, cellular component: Golgi membrane. The transcript is spliced from 6 exons. Lineage: Eukaryota; Metazoa; Arthropoda; Insecta; Hemiptera; Aphididae. The record is from RefSeq and is a predicted model, not a curated record. Gene Ontology annotation, molecular function: galactosylgalactosylxylosylprotein 3-beta-glucuronosyltransferase activity.
CAUACGCGCACGCACACCGGACGCAGCACGACGUGGUACGACCGCGAGACCACGACACCGCGCGACCGACGACGGUUUCGUUUCCGCGGAUUUUCGUCGGGUGGAAACAAUUUCCAGUAGAACCGACGCACUCGUCGACCGCGGCAAAAACACCCAUUAUUAAUAUAAUAUUAUCACGUCCUUAUUAUUGUCAUAUACCUGUCACCACCGUCCUCGGACCGCGUUUUUCCUGGUGCUUUGAGGGCGCCUCCGUGGUACAUAUAUAUAUAUUUUAAUAAGUUUUUUACUCGGUUGUCGUCUUACCAUACGAUCGGUUCCGGCGGUCAGUCGCCGGGGAAAAAAACCGGGCAAACCGCGACCCAUUAUAAUAAUAAAAUAUUUCGAAAAAAUAUCGAUUUCCCAAACAAACUCGCAACGGUUUUCGCCACUAAUCGACGUCGACACGUUAUCGCCGAGUGGUGCAGGUGGUGGUCGUCGCUUGAAAAUAUACAUAUUAUUAUUAUUAAUGUUUAUGUAAUAUAUAUAUAUAUUAUCCGAGAUAUUGUACGAUAAACGUAAGCGUAUAUCGUCGCAAAGUCGGCUGUGACUCUGUCCAAGGCGAUAAUAUUCACACUGCCGAUGUUUAAACGAUUCGUACGAAACGUGAUGCCCGUCGUGAUUUUGUGCAGAGCGCGGACCCGAUGGCUCACGAAUUGAUGGCAACCGACGGCCGCGAUGCUGCCCGUAUCCAUACAGAUGCGCAUCUUGUGGACGUUUGCGAUGGGCACCGUGUUCGUGGUGCUGUUGCAGUACCAGACGUCCGGCGCCUGGUCCCCGCAACAGGGCCAACCCGCGGCCCGGCCCGACCCGGUAGCCGAGAGCCUGGUGUCGUUGGCCCUGUCCAAAGUCGUGGUGGACGAGGACGCGGGCGUCUCCCGGGACUUGCUGAUGGGCAUUUCCCGGCAGAUCGCCAGGUACGUGGUGUACAGCACCAGUUGCAGUGGCGGUGGCGUCGUCGUCGGUAACGGCUUCGGCGGAGGUGGCUACGGCGGCGGCUUCGGGGCGGCCACCGUCGAACCGAACACCAUUUUUGUCAUCACGCCCACGUACCGGCGGCCCGAGCAGGUGGCCGACCUCACCAGACUGGCCCAGACGCUCAUGCUGGUCAGGGACGUACACUGGCUGGUCGUCGAGGACUCCAACACCAAAUCGCCGCACCUCGCGGUCCUGCUGCAGUCGUUCGGCGUCAGAUACAACCAUUUGAUCGCACCGAUGCCGGAAAGAUUUAAGAAAAUCCGCGGUGCCAAACCCAAAGGUGUGGCCAAUCGAAAUCGAGGUCUAAAAUGGAUACGACAGAACGCCGUCGAAGGUGUAGUGUAUUUCGCCGACGAUGAUAACACUUAUGACGUCAGAUUGUUCAAUGAGAUGCGUUAUACGCAAAAAGUAUCCAUGUGGCCCGUAGGAUUGUGCACAAGGACUGGUCUAAGUACACCAAUUGUAAAGAAUGGCCAGUUAAUUGGGUUUUACGAUGGUUGGAUCGCAGGCAGGAAGUUUCCAGUCGAUAUGGCUGGGUUUGCGGUUAGCGUCAAAUUCCUACUAGAAAGGCCUAAUGCUCAAAUGCCUUACAAACCAGGAUUCGAAGAAGAUGGGUUUUUGAGAACCUUAGCUCCUUUUGAACCUCAUCAAAUUGAAUUAAAAGCAGAUAAUUGCACCAAAAUACUAGUGUGGCACACACAAACGAAGAAGAAUGAACCAUCGCUGAAAGUGGACAAGGAAAAAUAUAAAAACACAAACAUUCUUCGCUUAAAGGACAUCAUAGUCUGAUACAUUAAAGUCAUCGUAGUCGAAGGAUUUCGGUUGGAAAAUGUUUUUUUUUUUGUAUAUACCUAUGCCAUGUCGUAUGCACAUACGAUUUGUUUUAGCCGUGAUCUGGGAUUUGCUCAAUCACGGUUUUUGAUUAGUUUAGUUUUCCCGGGCAUUAUGAUUUCGUCUUUUUUUUUAUUUGCGCCCUCAAUUUCUGUAGAUAUAUUUCGUAACUUAAAUUAUCUAUUGUUUAUAAGUUAUAUGUACAUUAUUAUUAUUAUUAUUAUAAAAUGUUAUUUUUUUUAUUUUGUUAAUCGAUUUGUUUUCUCAAAUUACUAGUCAGCCGUGUUCCCUGUCAUAGCUGGAAAGGUAGGAGUGAGGGACACCCGGUCUUACAUUUAUUAAUCAGUACUUUUAUUAUUAUUAUUAUUUUGUAGUUUUCGAUAAAGCUGAUGUACCGAACUCGCACAAACGCCAAAAAAAAUAUGAAAAGUAUGACAUUCGGCUGAUUGUUAUUUUUCUAAGCCUAGGUAUAUAAUCCAACAAACCUAAAGGAAAAAUGAACUUUAUUUUAUGUAACUAUUUAUAUUGAGUUUAGUAUUUUUAGUCGCAAGAGUAUUUUUAUAAAACAAGAAUAGGUAUUAUUACUAAGUCGUAGUAACCGAUCGGUAGGAUCCGAUCUUAAUUACCAAGCGGCAGAAACACGUAGGUAACCGAUAUGUACCUGCACUGUAACUUCUGAAUAUCUUUUUUUGUGAUGUACGUAGUAUUAUGAUGUAUUUUCGACUACGUGCCGCAUAAACGAAUGCCAAACGUGCGGUAUACACCGAGAUAAAAACACACGCGUGAGUAGAUAGUGACCGGGCACGGAUUAAGAGAGAUUUGGAAGGGACAAUUCGCGUAUAAGCAUAAUACGUGUUGUAUAAUAUAUUACACACAAUUUUCCUCGUACACUUUUCAUUUCAAAAGUACCUUCACAUAAUGUUACAUUUAUUUUCUAUUUUUUGGGGGGUAUAACACGUGUUUAUUAUUGAUUUGCAUAAAAAAAUUAGUGUUCUUCGAAAAAUGUUCAAGUAAUAUAUUCUCCAGGAACCGUCUCUGAAUAUAACGACUGCGAUGAGUCCUGUUAGUAGUAAGCUUGUGUAAUCUAUUAUUGCAUAUAUCUUACUAUAGCCGUCGAACGUUUUAUUUUCUUGAUUGUACAUAUUUUGUCUCUGUGUGGUUUGGGAAAUUUAGUAUUAUGCGUUUGGGCAAUUUUAAAAUAUUAUACAACAAUGUUUUUUUUGAUCCGAGUAAUUAAUGAAUUGUUCUUCUAUAACCUACAUUUUCUAUCGAUACGCCGAAAUAAAAAGAUCCGUUUUUAAACGGUUAGAUUCAAUAAAAAACAAAGUUUUCAAUCGAAAAACAUUAUGUUUAUUUAUUUUGGUUGUGUAAAUGUAGUCAAUUUUAAGAUCAACGUUUAUAUCCGAUCACUAUUAUACAUGUAUGACUGAAUUUUUUUAUAAUUCACUGAUAAAAUUUAUUAUAACAUAAUAACAUUUGAUAAAUCUAUAAAAUAUAAAUAUUAGUCAAUAUUUCUGGUCACGAAAUAAAAUUGAUAAUACAAUUUUAUCAUAGUCGCUUAAGUACAUAGGAUAAACAACCAAAUACUUAAAGUUCCCAAUACUGUAUAAGACCGCUGCCGGGACUUCGUAGGUACUUACGUGGUUCUAUAUAAUUAUGAACGUUAUCGUGUUCCGAGUAAAAUAUUAUAGUACAUAAUAAUAAUGAUCAUUCUUGACGACUAAAGUGUUUUUUCUGCACCAUUAGAACACCGUCAUAAGUCUCAACUACCAAGAACUUUUGUCCGACACCGAUAACACACCGGUUAACUGUUCAGAAGGUAUUCACAGUUAACCAUAAAAUGUGUAUUUUUUACUAAUUUUUUUCAUGAAAAAUUGAUAGACAAAUUUUUUUCAUUUUUUUUUUUGUCUACACAUUAUUUUUAUUACAACAAUAUGCAGCCAAAUAAAUUUAACGAAAAUAAAAAUUCGAUAUUGCUGACUGCCGUGUUGUAAUCUUCUGCGUGUCCUACAACAAUACGUAAUAUUAUUUGUACGAUUGCAUUUUAAAAGUCCUUUAACUAUUUUACCAAUGUCAACUUAAAGUACCAUACCUUAAAAGUACACGUUUCGUAGAAAUCAAAUUUUUGUUAACGUUUACGGCUGCUUUUAUAAUCGCUUUAUGUAUACUCUGAUAAUGCAAAAUAUUUCUUUAAUUUUAAAGGGGGCGGAAAGAUUAAGGAUAAAAGAAAUUUGUAAAAUGGGAGUUGAAAAAAAUUACGCCAAUGCAAUUGAGCCUGCGGUUAACAUUAUUUUCGUAAAGCAAACGCUCGAGAUGUACCUACUCAUAACUAAUCGACUCGACCCCGAGUAUAGUCGCGGUAUCAUAAAAACUUACAUAAAAUAUAAAAAUAAUAGGAGUACAGUUACAGCAACGUUUAAAAAAUGACAAUCGCGUUUAUUGAAUUUUGUUUAAAACACGACCGUACACAGGUACUUUUUUUUACGAUUUCGUUAAAUAUUACGAGAACAAUACAAACAUAUUGUUUUCAUUUGCCGAGAUUGUAAAACCGGGUUCGCGUAAUUAUCGCUGCGAGCGGGCUAUCGAGCAUUCGUCGUUUAAUACAUACGCCUGAACUGAGAUUGUAGUGGACAAUACGCGACAGACAGACAACGUACGAUAUGUGGGUAAUAGGAAAACGUUUACCGACCGGCGACUUUAUUUUGGCAAAUACACUCGCAGUGGGGACGGUUGUAAAAAGGGCUGCUAAUGGAAUAAGAACACCGCUUGCAAUACUUGACUGCCGAUCUUUCACACAUUCGGUAAAAAGGUGCACUUACACCCUACUUAAAGACAAGAAAGGGCAUAAUUGAUGAUUUCAUGUACAGAUAAAAACGACGGACGAUUGGAUUUUGUAUAUAAUGUUUUAUACAUGGUAGAUUAAAUUGGCCUAAACGCCUCUGUGUAAUAUAAUACUACGUAUUAUAUAUUACACGAUUCCUGAUUAUGUAGUAAUUGUUGAUCCUAAUAAUUAGUUUGAAAGUUAAUCAAAAUAUUUGUAAUCUAUCAAUUAUUAUUCGAAUUAAGCUUUAAAAUGUAAUAAUUUAUAUAAUACGCAACAAAGAUAUUAUUCUGGAAAUUGUAUUAGAAAAUAUUUAUCAAGUUUUCGGUACGUAACUUUAAGUACCUACUUUAUGUACUUAUGAAAAAUACUUAGUAAAAAAUAUAUAUAGGUAUUGACUUUAAAGAAAUUAGUCGCAACUUGAAUAGGUGGUUAUGAGUGUUAUGAUUGCAUACGAUAAUCGAAAAUAUUUAGAUAUGUAUCUACAAUGAAUAGUAUAAUUACUAUUUUUAAAUGAUCGUCGGCUUAUCUACUUAUGUUUACCUAAUUUUUAUUAAAUAGUUCACAUUAAUUACAACUGAAAUCAAAUCAUUUAUGUUAGUCAAUGUAGUACCAGCUACUAUAGGUAGCUAAUUUUUAGAUUAUCUCGGGCGACCAAAUAUUAAUUAUUGGUAUAAUAUUAUAAUAUUAUAUAAUAUGAAACCUACUCAUUUAUAUUAUAGUGGAUUAUAUUUAGAGUAACUUUUAACACUUGUACAAUUAUUCAUAUUUCUAUGCUUCGAAGUUUUUUUUUUUUAAUUUAUACUUAUUUAUGUGAUUAUUUAUUUAUUUAUUAAUUUUAAUUCCAUUGUUAUAUUUUUAAAUCAUCGUUUUCAAACAUAUCCAACAUUUUUUGACCAUAUCAUCAAAUUUUAAACCUAUAAAUAAUGA